AUGCACGGGACCGAUGCAGAUUUCUGCAGGAUGGUAAGCGACCGUACCGGGGCAAUUGUCCUCGAUGGUGGUUAUGCCAAGGGCCCCGAGAAUCCGUUUCCGGCGGCACCCAACGAUGUCAAGGACAUAGUUGAAUAUGUAUUAGCAAAUGCUGAGGGCUACUUCGACACUAACCGAAUCACUAUCGGUGGAUUUUCGGCGGGAGGAGCGUUGGCUAUUACCGUGAAUAGUAUGUUACCCAAAGGCACUAUAAAGGGAAUUAUUUCUAUUUAUCCUAGCGUUGAGGUGUCCCUCAAGUACGCCAUCGAACACCCACCAGUUAUGUCGGACGGCAACGUAAAUUCGUUCCCCUCCGAUUUUAUCACUUUGGCUCGAGACAGCUACGUGCCUCCCGGCACAGAUCUGAAAGACCCACGGCUCUCGCCCGUCAACGUUCCUGCUUCGUUCCUGCCAGAGCAUAUCUUACUCAUAACAUGUGAGGAGGACGCCUUGCGUGACGAAGCUUUAGAGUACGGAAAGAAACUCAAGGCUGAGGGUUUAAAGGUUGUGAUGAAGGAUCUCAAGAAAAUAGUGCACUACUGGGAUAAGUGGGCCAAAAUCGGGGAUGAAACUACCACUGGAACUGCUAAGCUUGAGGCGUAUCAGGCCGCAGUAGAUAUGUUAAACUUAGUCUUCAAGUCCUAUUGA
Messenger RNA from Rhizoctonia solani, 687 nucleotides. Its product is annotated as alpha/beta hydrolase family protein. NCBI's taxonomy places the organism in Eukaryota, Fungi, Basidiomycota, Agaricomycetes, Cantharellales, Ceratobasidiaceae. Gene Ontology annotation, molecular function: hydrolase activity. The transcript has 3 exons. Bases 1 to 687 code for a protein of 228 amino acids. The record is from RefSeq and is a predicted model, not a curated record.